Molecule: messenger RNA, 1923 nt
Organism: Maylandia zebra (zebra mbuna)
Lineage: Eukaryota; Metazoa; Chordata; Actinopteri; Cichliformes; Cichlidae
Gene: poc5
Product: POC5 centriolar protein homolog (Chlamydomonas)
Biological process (GO): eye photoreceptor cell development
Cellular component (GO): photoreceptor connecting cilium
Source: RefSeq, a predicted model, not a curated record
UGAAACGGCAAAGCAAGCCCAAGCACCUUUCAACUGACGACUUGUGAAACGGGCAAGCGUGGUACUUUUUAUGGUUAUAUAAAAUAGUUAAGUUUCCGAAAAGCGGCGCUACUUACAGAGAUGUCCUCAGACGAAGAAGAACCAACCAGUCCUGUUCUCCCCAAAGACUCGGACCGGGGCAGCUCCGUGUCCUCUGAGCUUCAGGAUGAGUAUGAGGAGCUCCUCCGUUAUGCUGUUAUCACCCCUAAAUUUGACGCGCUUGGCGUUCAGUUGAAGCAGCAGAGCACCUCGCAUCUGUCUGCAGCGGGUGGAAAUAAAGAUGGCACAAAGUUUCAACGUGUACCAGAUUCUGCCAUUGAAGCUAAGGAUGGGCGGCACUCUAGCAGGAGCCUGAGAUCGUCACAGGCCUCCCCCUUGAUUGUUGGGCCACACUCGACACACUCAAGAGCCUCUCGUGCUGAGAAGAUGGCAGGUCAUUUGUCUAGCAGGGCGUCACUGCUCUCAGAUAAUCCCUCAGAGAGGUUACAGGUGGCAUCUGAGAGGUCCAGGCCAGAUACCCCAGAACCCUUUGAGUUUGUUGUGACAGAGAUGUUUAUUUCAGAGGAGAACAUAAACAAGAUGGAGAACAUUCUGGACACGUGGAGCAACAACCUGAAGUCAAAUGUGCUGACGGAGCUACGGAAGUGGAAGUUGGCCUUCGUUGAGCAACACAAGCUGGAGAUGAUGAAGGAGAGGGAGAGGCAUGCAGCCCAGACAGCUGGCCUGAAGUCAGAGCUAGAUAGCCUUAAACAGCUAUUACAAACCUAUGAAACCUCCAACCAAAGGAAAGAUGAGGUUAUCGGGAACCUGAGCCAAGUACUGGACAGACAGAAAGAAAAGCUUGAGAAGAUGAGGGCCUUCACCCACUGGAGACUCCAGCACAUCGAGGCCAAAGAAGAGGCUCGUUCUUCUCAGGUGGCACAGCAGCACUACAAUUUGCAGCUGAAGAAGAAGGUGUGGUUUGCCUGGCAGUCUCUGAUCCAGAAACACUGGAAAGUCAAGGUGGAGAGAGCUUGCCGUUCAAGGGCUGAAGAGGUCUGCUCCCAGAUGUCUGUGGAGUAUGAGGCUAAGCUAGCAGAGCACUGUGAGGCUAUAGAGCGGGCACAGGCGGAGAUUCAGAGACUACGAUUAGAGCGAGAGCGAUAUGAAGAAUCCAUGAAGAAAGCCUUCAUGAGGGGUGUAUGUGCUCUCAACAUGGAGGCGCUCAGCAUGUUUCACUCUACAGAAGGACGAGCAGAACAACCUCCAGCUCAUGAUCAGCAUGUUCCUCUGCCUGGUGAGGAUGAGCGUGGCUCCUCUGCCAUGGCUCAGCUCCAGCCAUAUGCCACCUCUUCCACACAGUUCAGUCCAGUCCAUUUUGACCACCCAGGCCCGUCGCACAGUGAAGCAGAUGAUGUGAUGGGCUCUGGUGCCCCCAUGUCCCAAGAAGAAGCACUCCCUCCCACUACAGUGGUGCACAGCUCACUCCCUCUUGGGGGAAUUGCAAGUUCCCACAAAAAGGUAGGUACUCGUGUCGUCACAGCAAGUCAACAAAAAUCCUCAAAGACUGUAACGGCUCGUGUCACUGCGCGCCAUGAGAUCAGUAAGGUGGGACGUAGCAGCCUGCAGGUGAUGGGAGUGGCUCCACCCAUGAGCUCUGUGGUAGUCGAACGGCAUCAUCCUGUUACGCAGCUCACCAUUGGGCAAGCCACAGCUGCUAAAUUUCCAAGCUCCUCCCAAAAGGGCCACAUGUCCACUGCAGGCAGAGCCUCCUCCAGAACGCACAGCAGCACCUGUCACACACACUCCAUCAAAGUAGUUGACUGAUGACACGCACAUAUGUCAAAGAUCUUCCUUAAGACCAGCUAUGCAAAAAUCCAAAUUGAUGGAAUUUUCUGUCUUGAU